Molecule: messenger RNA, 3078 nt
Organism: Clupea harengus (Atlantic herring)
Lineage: Eukaryota; Metazoa; Chordata; Actinopteri; Clupeiformes; Clupeidae
Product: NACHT, LRR and PYD domains-containing protein 3-like
Exons: 12
Coding region: 1-3078 (1025 amino acids)
Molecular function (GO): protein binding
Source: RefSeq, a predicted model, not a curated record
AUGUACAUUGCAGCUGUCCUGAGGAGAGUUAUAGAGAAUCAUAAAGCCAGUCUGAAGAGGAGGUUUGAGUACAUAUCUGAAGGCAUCAUCAAACCAGGAGCUGAGACACUCCUCAAUAAGAUCUACACAGAGCUCUACAUCACAGAGGGAGAGAGUGAAGGGGUGAAUAAGGAACAUGAGGUUUGGCAGGUAGAGUUAGUAUCCAGAGCACAAACCACAGAAGACACACCUAUCAACUGCAAUGACAUCUUCAAGCCCUUACCUGGACAGGAGAAGAACAUCAGAACUGUGAUGACCAAAGGUGUUGCUGGCAUUGGAAAAACAGUUUCAGUGCAGAAGUUCAUUCUUGAUUGGAUAGAUGGGGUAGCCAAUCAGAAUGUAGACUUUAUAUUUCCCCUUCCUUUCCGUGAGCUGAAUUUGGUCAGGAGUGAUCAUUAUAGUCUUCACAAGCUCCUGCUUGACUUCCAUCCUGAGCUGAAGGAACUGAAGGAUGGUGAAGAAUACAAAGACUGUCAGGUUGUGUUCAUCUUUGAUGGUUUGGAUGAGAGUCGAUUACCUCUGAAUUUCCAACAGAACAUGAUAUCUGAUUUAAAACAAACAUCAUCAGUGGAUGUUCUGAUGACAAGCCUCAUUCAGGGAACUCUGCUUCACUCUGCACACAUCUGGAUAACCUCACGACCAGCAGCAACCAGUCAAAUUCCUGUUCAGUGCAUUGAUCAGGUGACAGAAGUACGAGGGUUUAAUGACCCACAGAAGGAACAGUACUUCAGGAAGAGAAUCAGUGAUGAGAGUCAGGCCAGCAGAAUCAUCUCACACAUUAAGACAUCCAGGAGUCUCCACAUCAUGUGCCACAUUCCAGUCUUCUGUUGGAUUGCAGCCACUGUACUUCUGCUGUACAAGACGAAAGACAUUCCCAAAACCCUGACUGAGAUGUUCAUACACUUCUUGCUCAUCCAGACCAGAAGAAAGGAUCAGAAGUAUCAGAGUGGAACUGGGACAGAUGAAGAGAAACUUUUAAAAUCUCAGAAGGAUAUUUUACUGAAGCUUGGCGAACUGGCUUUCAAUAAUCUAGAGAAUGGCAAUCUGAUGUUUUACAAGGAAGAUCUGAAAGAGUGUGGCAUUGAUGUCAGUGAAGCCUCAGUGUACUCUGGCAUGUGCACUGAAAUAUUUAAGGAAGAAUCUGUGUUUCACCAGAGGAAGGUCUACUGCUUUGUGCAUCUGAGCAUCCAGGAGUUUCUGGGAGCUGUGUUUGUGUUUCACUCUUAUGUGACUGAGAACCUCAAGACACUGAAAUCCCUCCUAAGUGAAGAACAUGAACCCAUGCUGGGCUUACAAUCUAAUGACCAUCUACAUGUGUUACUUAAGAGUGCAGUGGAUGAGGCUUUGAAGAGCAGGAAUGGACAUCUGGAUCUUUUCCUUCGCUUCCUUAUGGGCAUCUCUCUGGAGAGCAAUCAGAGACUUUUGAAAGGUCUACUGAUCCACAAACACAGCACCUCAAAGAGUGUCAAGGAAACAUGUCAAUACAUUAAGAAGCUCAACAGGGAAGAUCUCUCUCCUGAACGAUGCAUCAAUCUUUUCCACUGCUUAUUUGAAAUGAACGAUCAUUCCAUGCACACAGAAAUAAAAAAAUAUCUGGAGUCACCAAAGAACAUCAAACAGAAAUUGUCUCCUGCCCAUUGUUCAGCACUGGCCCACAUACUUCUGAUGUCUGAGGAGGUGCUGGAUGAGUUUGACCUGAAGAAAUACAACACAUCAGAUGAGGGACGCAGGAGAUUGCUCCCUGCUGUAAGAUGCUACAGAAAGGCACGACUUGCUGAAUGCAAACUCACAGAUAAGUCCUUUGGAAUUUUGGCUACUGUUCUACAGUCACCAAACUCCCUGACAGAGCUGGACCUGUGUAACAGUGACCUGGGAGAUUCUGGAUUUCAGCUUCUCUCUAACGGACUGUCCAGUCCCCACUGCAAACUGCAGACAUUAAGACUUGCUGAAUGCACUCUCACAUAUAAGUCCUGUGGAAUUGUGGCUACUGUUCUACAGUCACCAAACUCCCUGACAGAGCUGGAUCUGAGUAACAAUGUCCUGGGAGAUUCUGGAAUUCAGCUUCUCUCUAACGGAAUGUUCAGUCCUCACUGCAAACUGCAGACAUUAAGACUUUCUGAAUACACACUCACAGAUAAGUCCUGUGGAAUUGUGGCUACUGUUCUACAGUCACCAAACACCCUGAUAGAGCUGGAUCUGAGUAACAAUGACCUGGGAGAUUCUGGAAUUCAGCUUCUUUCUAACGGACUGUCUAGUCCCCACUGCAAACUGCAGACAUUAAGGCUCUCUGAUUGUCUCAUCUCAGAAAAGGGUUGUUUUUGUCUGGCUUCAGCUCUUUCUUCAAACCCCUCCCACCUAAAAGAGCUGGAUCUGAGCUACAAUCAUCCCGGAGAAUCAGGACUGGAGCUGUUAUCUGAUAGGCUGGAGGAUCCUGUCUGUAAACUGGAGAAGCUUAAUUUGGAUCACGGUGGUGAAGGCAGAGUACUUUUUGGUCCACAUAAAUAUGCCUGUGAGCUCACACUGAACCCAAACACAGCAGACACACGUCUCUCUCUCUCUGAGGGGAACAGAAAGGUGACACGUGUGAGAAAGGAGCAGCUGUAUCCUGACCACCCAGAGAGAUUUGACGGGUGGGAUCAGGUGUUGUGUAGAGAGGGUCUGUCUAGACGCUGCUACUGGGAGGCUGAGUGGAGUGGGGGUGCGGCUACUGUAGGAGUGGCGUAUAAAAGCCUCCAGAGGAAAGGAGAGAGUAAUGACAGUGCACUGGGAUAUAAUGACAAGUCAUGGAGUCUGUUCUGCUCCUCUGGCAAUUACUCUGCUUGGCAUAUUUUUAAACACACUUUCAUACCUGUCCCCUCCUCCCGCUCCAGAAGAGUAGGAGUGUACCUGGACUGGCCGGCUGGCACUCUGUGCUUCUACAGCGUCUCCUCUGACACACUUACCCACCUGCACACGUUCCACUCCACAUUCACUGAGCCCCUCUAUCCUGGGUUUUGGGUUUAUUCUGACUCCUCAGUGUCCCUGUGCCAGAUCACAUGA